GUAACAGUAGCAAAAGAAAUUGCCAGCCUACCCUCCUCCCCCAGUCUGAAGUUUGCAGAAGACUGCAAAUUACAAAUUUAUCGAGAAAAUAAAAGGAGAGAGCGCGAGAGACGGCAAAGUGCAAAAGCACACGCACAGAAUCAACGGAGAAUGUAACGUCACUCAGUGGCUCACCUCACUCACUCACAACUCCCUCAAAUUCAAAAACCCAACGAUUCUGUUCAUCUCACACAUUUCUCUCGUUCCGCCCCCAAGCCGCCGGCGACGACGUCGUUUGCCUCCUGAAGUUGCAGAAGCUCAGCUCUCCGCAGGUAGUUGGUAAUGGAGAUCUCUGAAGAUGAAAAGGAUACAGUCUAUGAGAAUUAUAUACCGAAAGAACUUAGUCAUGCUUUAUCAUCUACUGGUGCAAAGUUUAUAGAUGAAGUCCUUAAUGGUCAAAAUGAACGCUGUUUAGAGAACUUUCGCAUGGAUAAGCAUGUCUUCUACAAGUUGUGUGAUAUUUUGCAAGGAAAAGGCCUACUGCGCCACACAAAUCGAAUCAAGAUUGAAGAGCAAUUGGCCAUGUUCUUGUUCAUAAUUGGUCAUAAUCUACGGACUCGAGCUGUUCAAGAGUUAUUCCGUUAUUCAGGGGAAACCAUUAGUCGUCAUUUCAACAAUGUCUUAAAUGCAGUAAUGGCAAUUUCGUUAGGUUUCUUUCAGCCUCCAGGAUCUGAUGUUCCAUCCGAAAUUUCAGAAAAUCCUAGAUUUUAUCCAUAUUUUAAGGAUUGUGUGGGAGCAGUUGAUGGCAUACACUUCCCGGUGAUGGUGGGGGUAGAUGAGCAAGGACCUUUCCGCGACAAGAAUGGCUUACUUUCACAAAAUGUUCUGGCUGCUUGCUCAUUUGAUCUCAAGUUCCUUUAUGUCUUGGCUGGUUGGGAAGGCUCUGCUUCAGAUUUGCAAGUUUUGAAUUCUGCUCUCACCAGACGAAACAAAUUGCAGAUGCCAGAAGGGAAAUACUACCUCGUGGACAAGAAGUAUCCAAACAUGCCUGGCUUCAUUGCUCCAUAUCCUGGCAUACCUUAUCACUCAACGGUGUUUCCUAGUGGUUAUCAACCUCAAGAUGCAAAAGAGCUAUUUAAUCAGCGACACUCAUUGCUACGAAAUGCAUCUGAUCGCACUUUUGGGGCUUUAAAAGAACGCUUCCCUAUAUUGAUGUCAGCCCCUCCGUACCCAUUACAAACACAAGUCAAAUUGGUUGUGGCAGCUUGUGCCCUACACAACUUCAUCCGUGAGGAGAAACCAGAUGACUGGAUCUUUAAAAUGUACGAAAAGGACACCAUACUGCAAAUGGAGGAAUCAAUUCCCCCGUUAGCGGAGGUGGAGCAACCAAUCAUGCAUUUUGAAACCUCUGCUUUGGACAUUUCUUUUGAAACAGAAGAACUGGAAUUCACUUCGCAAAUGCGGGAUUCGAUUGCAAGUGAAAUGUGGGAUGACUAUAUCCAUGAUUUAUCUCCCAUGUAGAUCAGAUUGAUUAUGGUCACAGAUUCAAGCCAGAUUGACAUUUUUUCUGGGUUUGAGUCCACGACAACCAGACGAAGGUUUCGUUAAUGUACAUUUCAACUUCUGUUUAUAGAAAAGGAAUACAUUCGUAGGGUUUAGAAAAAGCAAUCAUUUGGAGGGGGUUGAUGUUGCUGCCUUUUCCACCACCUUACUCCUAACAGCUGAACUCCAAAAGAAUGAAGCGGGAAACUUUGAAGAUUGGGAGUGCAUGUGUGGUAGGGAAUACAAUUUGUGAUAGAAAAAGCAAGUGUUAAAGUGGUGGAUCUACAAUUCCAUGUAAAACUGGCUGGUUUAGCAGUGGAUUUGAUCACUUUUUGGUACUAUUAUCUUCACGUUUUUGUCCGGUCCCCCAUUAUUUUAUUUUAUUGACUUUUUUGAUAUUA
This is a messenger RNA of Pyrus x bretschneideri (Chinese white pear), 1922 nucleotides long. RefSeq names its product putative nuclease HARBI1. The record is from RefSeq and is a predicted model, not a curated record. NCBI's taxonomy places the organism in Eukaryota, Viridiplantae, Streptophyta, Magnoliopsida, Rosales, Rosaceae. The coding region runs from base 322 to 1500 and encodes 392 amino acids. The transcript has 4 exons.